GUCCGGUAGGCCAUCGGGACUUGCACAUAAGAACCAUCGGUUCAUCUCAGACGCCAGUGCAUGAUGAAAUAAUCUGCGCAGCGAAUGGCAUCAGCUGGACCACCAAAGAAACCAUGCAACACCGCAGGAUCUGCAGUCAACUCUGCCAUGCCAAGAAUGACUCCAUGAAUUCUCCUUGGUGGAAUCACGAUACUCCUUUUACUCUGCCAAGGCAGUGAGGAGUAAACAAGCGGACAAUAUAAAAGCCGGGGUGUCACAGCAAGACCGAGACCAGAUCCAACCAGUUAUUGUGGCAGUCACCAUGAAGACCACCCUCUUGUCUCUCUUCUGUGCAGCUACCUCUGCGCUCCCCUCCCCUCUCACACAACAGAAUGCAAUCCCCCCCUUCUUCCUCCUAGCCGGUGACAGCACCACUGCCACCCAGUCCAGCGGCGGUGGCGGCUGGGGCGACGGAUUCAUCAACACGACGCUGUACUCCGGCGCCAAAGGGCUCAACUACGGCCACGACGGCGCCACGACGGUCAGUUUCCGCUCCGGCGGAGACUGGGCCACCGUGCUCUCCAAAGUCGAAGAAUACAAGACCGACUACCGAGCCUUUGUGACCAUUCAAUUCGGACAUAAUGACCAGAAGGCCUCGGCCAAUAUCUCGGUGGCGGAAUAUACCAGCAAUCUGGAGCGGUUUGCCACGGAGGUCAAGAAUGCAGGGGGGACUCCUAUUCUCGUGACGCCUCUCUCGCGACGAAACUAUGAUAAUAGCACUGGGACACCUCUCGUGAUUGAGGAUCUGGCGGAUCAGCGAGUGGCUACCAUUGCUGCGGCGAACAAUACGGACACGGCGUAUAUUGAUCUCAAUCAAGCGAGUACGGAGUACUUGAAUAGUAUUGGGCCAGUGGACGCAUAUACAUAUAACCUGGUUCCGGAUGAUUAUACCCAUUUGAAUGUGGAAGGCAGUCAGGUCUUUGGGGGCUUGGUGGCUGCGUUGAUUGAUCGGGAUUUCGACGAGUUGAAGAGCGAUGGGUAUGUGGAGGUGAACGCAACCUUGCUGACUGCGCUGGAGGAGGGCAAGUACUUCUGGCCUUGAUAGUUGCUUGGUUGAAUAUCUCCACGAGAUAGACGCCCGAACUUCUAAA
Molecule: messenger RNA, 1130 nt
Organism: Aspergillus ibericus CBS 121593
Lineage: Eukaryota; Fungi; Ascomycota; Eurotiomycetes; Eurotiales; Aspergillaceae
Product: rhamnogalacturonan acetylesterase
Exons: 1
Coding region: 302-1081 (259 amino acids)
Molecular function (GO): hydrolase activity
Source: RefSeq, a predicted model, not a curated record